ACGAGAAUACUAACGUGAGCUGAUUGGAGGUCACAAGACUUGCUGGAUGGAGUGACAAUUUAUUAUUUGGAGAUACAUAUAAAAGGAUAAAAUGAGUACAUUGAUAUACAGUACUGGCAGUGGAAUCAUUGUCUUUGCCCUUAUAUUAAUAGGGCUCUACUACUGCUUAUCAGACCAGGGAUAUAGAUUUGACAUAGGAUGGUUUCUAAGUACUACCAGUCCUGUGAUGUGGGGAGGGCUGGGCGUGGCCUUUGCCAUUGCCCUCUCAGUAGUAGGGGCUGCAUGGGGAAUUUUUGUCACUGGAUCUUCUAUAAAUGGGGCAGGAGUGAAAGCACCUAGAAUUCGUACCAAGAAUUUGAUCAGUAUUAUUUUCUGUGAAGCAGUGGCCAUUUAUGGAAUUAUUCUAGCUAUUGUCAUGCAGAAUAUCAUUGAAGGGUAUACACUUCAGGAUAUUAAAGUUGUUAUAGCAAACCACAAAGCAGGUUGCUUCAGCCAAGAUGGGAGACCAGGUUUCAUAAUCCAGCACUGUGUAAGUUCCAGACUGUAA
Molecule: messenger RNA, 547 nt
Organism: Lingula anatina
Lineage: Eukaryota; Metazoa; Brachiopoda; Lingulata; Lingulida; Lingulidae
Product: V-type proton ATPase 21 kDa proteolipid subunit c''
Biological process (GO): proton transmembrane transport
Cellular component (GO): proton-transporting V-type ATPase, V0 domain
Molecular function (GO): proton-transporting ATPase activity, rotational mechanism
Source: RefSeq, a predicted model, not a curated record